AUGGCGAUCGCCAUAAGCCAGAAAAGCAAUCGUUAUACAACUACGAUUCUUGCAGUUUUCGUCUCGUUCCUGGUCAAAGAAACGACUUCGAUGAAUACUUCCUCUCUUUCCCCAUCCACUGACGCAGUACAAAUUAGAGGCUGGUUAACUUCGAUGUCGAGAGUCUCUGUGUCUUCGUUCGGAGAAGUUAAGGCUACCCCUAUGGAUACAGGCAUUUUUAUCUCUGUGAGCAGCAAUUCUGUUAAUGAUGAUGUCGCGAAAUCUUCUAUCAGUUUUUCUAGCCAGGCUCAGUUUUCUGCAAAAGUUACUCUGACCAACUCACAUCUUCCUUCGGUGAUAAAACCUACGGAAGCAACCACCUUGAAAAGCUACAAAACAAAAGUUCCAACAUUGGUUUAUUCAAGGGUUGAGAAUACUUCAGUUGAGUCAAGCCCACUAUCUACUGCGACACCACAAUCAAGUGGCUAUAAAAAUGGCGUGACAAGUGAGCCAUCACACCUGUGUGCUAAAGCUACUUCUGUCACGCAACCAAUCGGAAGCGUGGGGAUUGAGCCGAAUCAAGUUACGAGGUCUAGCUCAACCAACAAUGGUGUUAUGUCUUCUGCAAGUGUUGGUGUUUAUUCAAGUCGGGAAAAGACUGAUGUCACGGCAUAUGUCACGACAUAUACUCCUGCCUUACAUUCAAGCCUCUUGAUGAAAGUCAACCCUUCUAGCGUUACUUCCGUAACGCAGUCAACUGAAGGCAACAAUAAAAGUCACGCAACGAGCUCAAGCUUUUGGCCGUCAGUUGUAUCGAUGAGAAGAAGUUCUGAAGCUAAUCCCGUCACAAAGUCGACGAGAAUAGACCUAGUCAGUCACGUAACGGGACCAAGUUCUGUCGCAUCAGGUUUAACGAUGACGACAAAAGCGUUCAAUUUUACUACCGUCACGAAGUCAACUAGAGUCAGUCACGCGAGUAGCACAAGUUUUGUGGGGACAUCUUUAACGAUGACGCAAAAUUUUGAAGCUACUUCCGUCAAACAGUCAGCUCGAGCUGAUCUAGGCAGCAACAUAAUGAGUUCAAGUACUAUGGUAAUGGCAUCGAAAGAAUCUGAAGCUACUUUCGUCACGCAGUCAGCUGUAGUUGACCUAGUCAGCAGUCACACAACAAGCUCAAGUACUGCGGCAAUGGAGUCACCAACGUCGAAAGAAUCUACAACGAGCUCAAGCUCUCUGGCUUUAGGGUUACCGACGACGACAAAAGCAUCUGAAUCUUUCACAGCCACGCUAUCAAGGGAAGGCGAUGAGAUUUUUGCAAGAAAGACUGUACUUGUCACACUAGGCACAUCGACGUUCGUGACAGAUUCCAGAGAAUCCUCCGUAGCGCAACCCGGUGAACAUUCUGAAGCCAGUCACACAACAAGUUCAAGCACAAUGACAACAGCACCAGGGACGUCACAAGGCAGCGUGACUGAUGGUGAUUCCUAUAAAGUUAGUCACGCAAUAACGAUGGACGCCAAAAUCUCAAGCACGACCAUCAAAGCAGCUUAUAUCACAUCUGCCACGUCAAGCGUCCAGGCCAGUCACGCAAAAAGCAUCACGCAAUCAAUUAUUUCAGUAGCAGCGUCAGCGGAAUUACAAGGCUCUCCCGUUACUUCCGUCACGCAUUCAGGUGAUCUCAAGUAUACAACAAGUCCUCCAAAGUCAAGCAUCGUGACACCAGAUUUAUCAAACUCGCCAUCUAAGGCUGUGAUGUCCUCAUCAAGAGAAAGCAUUGCAUAUGUAACGCAAUCCACUUUGAAGCAGAAAGCUGAUGGCGUUACUUCCGUCCCGCAAUCCACCAACAUCACGCAAGUGAUUGCCGUUCAACCGUCACGCACCGUGAGGUACAACACGAGUGUCGACCCGGAAGUGGUAGAGGCCUUUAGGUCCAGGUAUAUCUACAAGAACGACAAGAAAAUGGCCUGUUCUGACUUCAAAAGUUACCAAAAAGACACUUGCUAG
Molecule: messenger RNA, 1983 nt
Organism: Nematostella vectensis (starlet sea anemone)
Lineage: Eukaryota; Metazoa; Cnidaria; Anthozoa; Actiniaria; Edwardsiidae
Exons: 2
Coding region: 1-1983 (660 amino acids)
Source: RefSeq, a predicted model, not a curated record